UCCUCCUCCUCUUCUCUCUCUCUCUCUCUCUCUCUCUCUCUCUCUAUCUCUCCGCCUCCCCGGCGCCGAAAGCCUAAAGCCAGCAUCCGAUCUUGAGAUCAUGAGCGCCCGCGAGCUGCUUGGCGUCGACCCCCUGGAGCUCAAAUUCCCCUUCGAAUUAAAGAAGCAGAUCUCGUGCUCUCUUCAGCUAUUCAACAAGACCGAUGACUACAUUGCUUUCAAGGUCAAGACCACGAGCCCGAAGAAGUAUUGCGUGCGGCCCAACACUGGAAUUAUAUUGCCUCGACAAACAUGCGAUGUCAUUGUUACAAUGCAAGCACAGCGGGAGGCUCCUCCUGACAUGCAAUGCAAGGACAAAUUUUUAGUUCAGAGUGUUGUCGCGAGUCCUGGUGCAACCGUAAAGGAUAUCACCCCAGAAAUGUUCUCUAAAGAGUCUGGUAAUAUGGUGGAGGAGGUCAAAUUGAGGGUUGUAUAUGUGUCACCACCUCAGCCACCUUCACCGGUCCCUGAGGAAUCCGAGGAGGGUUCAUCACCUAGGCCUUCCAUAUCGGACAACGCAAACAUGACUACCAGAGAAUUUGUUUCUGCUGCAUCGAGGGAGGAGAGUGAGCUGCAAGAAAAAUCUUCAGAGGCAAUGGCUUUGAUUUCAAGGUUGACUGAGGAGAAGAAUGCUGCUGUUCAACAGAACAAUAAACUUCGACAGGAGUUGGAGCUUACGAGGCGAGAAGUCAGCAAACAGCAUGGUGGUUUCUCCUUCAUGUUCGUGGUUAUUGUUGCCUUGCUGUCAAUCCUUUUGGGCUAUCUUGUGAAGACAUAAUUUCUCUAGGUGUUUGUAUCCUGUUGGCCAUUCCUAACAGGAAAGGAUGACUGAAAUGAGAAGAUCUGAAAAAUUCCAAGGUUGAUUGUGUGAAGCGGUUUGUAGAAAUCUAGAACACACUGACCUCAUGUUCGGCAAUUCUCUGCUUGUCACUCGGUAGUCAGCACAUGUAAUUUGUGAUCUGCCAAGCCAUUUUGAGUUAUUCUUCUUUUGUAACUUAUUCUUGUUUUGCCCUCUUGAUUUGAAUAGUGAGGAAUCGAUUGUUUUAAAUUUCCAAAACAUUGCACAUCCUAAAA
This is a messenger RNA of Elaeis guineensis (African oil palm), 1113 nucleotides long. Its product is annotated as vesicle-associated protein 1-2. Gene Ontology annotation, biological process: endoplasmic reticulum membrane organization. The record is from RefSeq and is a predicted model, not a curated record. NCBI's taxonomy places the organism in Eukaryota, Viridiplantae, Streptophyta, Magnoliopsida, Arecales, Arecaceae. Gene Ontology annotation, cellular component: endoplasmic reticulum membrane; plasma membrane.